Molecule: messenger RNA, 906 nt
Organism: Coccomyxa subellipsoidea C-169
Lineage: Eukaryota; Viridiplantae; Chlorophyta; Trebouxiophyceae; Coccomyxaceae
Product: P-loop containing nucleoside triphosphate hydrolase protein
Exons: 5
Coding region: 142-906 (254 amino acids)
Molecular function (GO): ATP hydrolysis activity; ATP binding
Source: RefSeq, a predicted model, not a curated record
CUGACACCAAUCAUCCUCGACAAUCACAUAUCUGCAUCCCGCUGAACACUUUAUUGCCUCCAGGCUCUCCACGAAGAAGUGGGAAUUUGCCACUGCCUGCUUGUUAUAGAAACGUUGUGAGCGAGGUACACUGCAGGAUCCAUGUCAGAAGAGGAGAAUUCUCCUGUGUUGGAGACGUGUGAUUUGGACUUCUCGUAUCCUGACAUUGAUGGCAGGCCCAUUCCUGGAGUGCCACCUGUCGUCCAGAAUAUGUCAAUCAGAAUUCCAAGGGGUGCCCGCUGUCUAUUGCUGGGAAGCAAUGGAGCUGGGAAGACUACCCUGUUGAAGGUCCUUGGUGGAAAACACAUGGUCCCCAAGGAGUCAAUCACAGUGCUGGGUGUACCACCAUUUCAUAACACGGACCUGACAGCAAGUGGGAGGCUCUCGUACUUGGGAGGUAACUGGGAGAGGGACAUAGCUUUUGCAGGUUACAGCAUUCCCAUGCAGGGGGACAUCUCUGCCCUGCAGAUGAUAGAAAGUCUGCCAGGUGUGGACCCAACACGGCGAGCAAAGAUCAUGCAGGUUCUGGAUGUCGAUCCCGACUGGCGCAUGCAUCGAGUUUCAGAUGGGCAGCGUCGCCGCGUGCAGAUUUGCUUGGGUCUGCUGAAGCCACCUGAGGUGCUGCUGCUGGAUGAGAUAACCGUCGAUUUGGAUGUACUGGCAAGGGCAGACCUCCUGGACUUCCUGAAAGAGGAGUCCGAGCAGCGGGGAACCGGCAUAAUAUAUGCCACUCACAUAUUCGAUGGCUUGGAGCGCUGGCCAACCCACAUCAUGUUUCUGUCCGGCGGCAGGCUAAAAGUGUGGAGCAAAGCUGAGGACAUCCCCGAGCUCGCCAAUGAUCAGUUGUUGCAGCUUGCUGAGAAGUGA